AUGAGGCUCAUUAGUACCAAGACCCUCGAGCUCGAAGAGUUCUUCGAUAGUCACGUCCCCGACUACGCCAUCUUGUCCCACACGUGGGCCGACGGCGAGGUCUCUCUCCAGGACUGGGCCGACAGGAACAACCGCCGUUUCAAGCCAGGCUUCCAGAAGAUUGUCAAGGCGUGCGCCGAGGCCGUCAAAGAUGGCAUCGACUACAUGUGGGUGGAUACCAAUUGCAUCGACAAGACCAGCUCCGCAGAGCUGUCGGAAGCCGUCAACUCGAUGUUCAAGUGGUACCAGUGGUCCGUCGUCUGCUACGCGCAUCUCGAAGACGUGUCGCAUGCCAGCAUCCAAGACUGCAGCGAGCCGGACAGCGAGUUUCGAAAGGCAAGAUGGUUCACAAGAGGGUGGACGCUCCAGGAACUCAUCGCGCCGACCGUGGUCAAAUUCUUCUCAAACGACUGGCAGGAGAUUGGAGCCAAGGCAGACAUGACCUUGGCAUUGACGAUCUCGGAAGUCACUGGGAUCUCAGCGUGGUGUCUGCGCAGGGGACAAUUCUCCAAAUUGAACCCGCUGCGCGGUUACAGCAUCGCUCAGAGGCUAUCGUGGGCGUCCAGCCGCUCCACCACUCGCGUCGAAGACCAGGCGUAUUCGCUCCUCGGACUGUUCGACAUCUCGAUGCCCCUCGUGUACGGGGAAGGAUCGGAAGCUUUCGCGCGCUUACUGGAGGAAAUCAUGCGCAAGUAUACGGACCACAGCAUACUCGCCUCGCAGCUGCGAUACGUUGACUUUUUGCCCCGGUCGCCAAAGGAGUUUUGCGAGUCGCAGUUUGUGGCCACUGGAAAGUCAACGCAACUGAGAAAGCACUACACGCCCCAGAUCCAUUCUUAUCCGUUCCAGAUGACCAAUUCGGGGCUUCAGAUGACUCUCCCGAUCGUCGCCACCCUCGCGCCGGCCUUCGUCUUCGGCGUCCUCGAUUGCUGGGAUGCCACCUCUGGGACGACGCAGACGACUCGAUCUCUGUACCGCAUAUGGAUCCCUUUGGUGCGCAAAGGGCCUGAGAAGAUACGCCAGUUCACCAGAGUACUAUGGCCGUCUCCCUUCCUUCCCGUGCGUUUGGUGUCGGAUCAUGAGCUCGACAUGAAUCAAGGCCCCGGGCAGUCUGGUCUGACCAAGAAGGUCGUGGCGCUGGCGCUCCCUAGCCGAGACGACGCAGCGCUGGGGCCGAUCGACCUUGUGCCACCUGACUCCUAUCAGGACAUUUUGAUCCAGAAGCCGUACGCGACGACCUUGUCUGUGCCUAAAUGGCAGCCUCGCGAGGCUGGUAGCCCGUUUCUGAUCUGCUUACCAAGAGGCCCGGCAAAAUAUCGACUAUACGGUGUCUUUCCGCAAUCCAACGAUGCCGAUGAGCUAUUUCGCGAGCAAUUGUCCUCAGCAUUGCCACUGGUGCAGUCUCGUCAACUGCCACAGCUAGGCCGGGUCUGCUCUCCCACGAGCGAGGGUGAUGAAGGCGUGCAGCAGACAGCCCCCGACAUUCAUGGUGCAAUCAUCGUAUUUAAAGAGCGCCGGUCCCAGCCACCUCGGUUUGUCGCAGUCUGCUUGGCCAACGUACCGGAGACAGACGAAAACGGGGCCACAAUCUAUGAUCCUAAGUGCAUGAUCAUCCCUAGCUGGAGACCUGAUAAUGUGGACGACCAAAAAGACGCUAUGAGCGGAGUGAAUGUGCGAGAGCUUGCGAGAACCGAUGCCAACGGCGAUCUGCUUGUCACCGUUCAAAAGGCUCCGUGCCCGAGCAAUGCGACGGCCAAGGGGAUGGAGCAUCGGUUCGUCGGACUUACCCAGAUCGUCUUUGAUCGCAACGAGUUGAUUGUGGAGCAAGCGAGAUUGAGUGCACUCAACGCGUUCGUAAUGCCGGGCAUGUUGGCUUACAUGGGCAAGACUUGCUCAGAUGAGGAGUAG
Purpureocillium lilacinum is the source of this 1947-nucleotide messenger RNA. RefSeq lists its product as uncharacterized. The record is from RefSeq and is a predicted model, not a curated record. Lineage: Eukaryota; Fungi; Ascomycota; Sordariomycetes; Hypocreales; Ophiocordycipitaceae.